Molecule: messenger RNA, 3069 nt
Organism: Patella vulgata (common limpet)
Lineage: Eukaryota; Metazoa; Mollusca; Gastropoda; Patellidae
Product: transcriptional repressor p66-alpha
Exons: 3
Coding region: 272-1942 (556 amino acids)
Biological process (GO): negative regulation of transcription by RNA polymerase II
Cellular component (GO): NuRD complex
Source: RefSeq, a predicted model, not a curated record
AACUAGUUGAGACCCCCAUACAUGAAGAUGAUCUGAAGGCAGCCAUAUUUGAAGGAUAGACGGAAGAAUGGAACAAUGACAAAAAUUUGAGAGAUCGAAUAUGCAUUCAAGCCGGAAACCGAUAACCUAAUCAAAGCCUUCAUAAAAACGAGACAACUUCUCUUACAUUGAAGUCUAUAAACUUGAUGUCCAUUAGGAAGAAAUAAGAACAGUCUGCUUAUCGCACCUUAUUCACCCUUCUUGAAGUGGAUUCAUCUGGCUGAGUGUCAGAAUGGCUGACAACUCUAAUGAUGAACCGAAUGACAGGAAGCGACCACUUCUAGAAGAUGAGGACAUGGAUAAUAGUAAUACCGGUACGGAAAAGAGGAGUAAAUUAGAUGAGAGUAGUGAAAGUUCUAUGGAUUCCUCUUCCCUUGAUAGUAAAAGUUCGAAAAAUGGCGAAAGAUCUGAGACGAAUGGUCUUCAGUCCGUACAGACUGUGUCUAAUGGUAUUAAAUCUGAUGACAGCGAGAAGGAAAAUAACGCGGGAUCACCUAAUGCCAUGGAUUUAACGUAUAAAACAAGUGGUGAUGUAAUAACUUUAUCGGAUAACGAGGAGGAAGAUGAGGACGUCGAUUUUGAUGUUAACGGAUAUUUAGACGAAGAAUCGGAAGAAACGAUCCGAGUGAAUAAAAAAUUGAUUAAACAGUUACAGUCGCAGUUACGAAACGAAGAGGCGAAACUUGUUCUCCUGAAAAAAUUACAGCAGAGUCAGUUGACCCAUUCACUUCAAGAACGUGACCGCAACAGCAAAAACUCUGUGCCUAGACAAAAUGGUGGACCACCACCGCUUGUUCGGGGAAGUCAGCAACAGCAGAUGCACGCGUCUAAAUCUAUUAAUAGUAACAAUGUGCAGUCUCAAUCCAUACGGGGUUCGCCACAGGUGUCUCAUUCACGACCCGGUAUGCAGGGCCCCCCUCCGCUAGUCAUGGCUCCUAGAGCGGGUAAUAACCAGUCUUCACGAGAUAGUCACCUGAGAAACAUGAUGCCGGGAUCGUCUCCAAGCAACAGCAUCAUGCAAAAUUACCGACAGGCGCAUCAACAGUCCUCCCAAUCCCAGCAGAUGGCACGCGAUCGUGAUCGAGAGAAUUUGAGGGAAAGAGAACGGCAACAAAAUGCCACUCCACCUCAGCCAGAGCAGACGCCACAGCAACGUCAAGCUGCCGCUAAGCUAGCUUUAAGGAAACAGUUAGAGAAGACGCUGUUACAGAUUCCACCACCUAAACCUCCACCACCAGAGAUGAACUUUAUACCCAGCUUGGCGUGUCCAGAUUUCAUCAUGAUGCUGGGUUUGGAAGAGGUUGUUAAUCAUAUUAUCGACAGCCAACUUAUUGCCAAGGGACAGAAGAAUCCUGAUGAGAAGUUUGUGUGUAACCCGUUCACGUGUAUACAGUGUCACGCUGAUUAUACCCCGGUUUGGAAACGGGAGAAACCAGGAUCCAAAAAUGUUAUUUGCGAGUUGUGUGUGACCACCAAUCAAAAGAAGGCUUUGAAACAAGAGCAUACUAACCGACUAAAGAGUGCUUUCGUUAAAGCUCUUCAGCAGGAGCAGGAGAUCGAAAGAAUGCAGGCGCAGAGUUUAGCCCAGGCACCAGCAACACCAACAACGACGACGGCAACAAACUCUCCUGCACCGACCCCAUCACACAGUAGUAUGUCGUCGUCCUCCUCUCCACUGAAUAUACCCUCGGCUUACAAACCUAGUCCAGAACAAAUAAGACAACAUCAAAACUUUCUGCAAGCCCACCAGGCCCAACUACGAGCCGCUCCUCUCGGUCUUCAGGCUUUCUUUCCCAGACAUCCUUACUCUUACCAGCUUCCAUUCGCGAAGCCGACCGAUUUACAACGACAAUAUCUUUUAGAUCUAAUUCCAUCAAGGGGUAAUAUGUCAUGGAAAACGUGAUUUGAUGGACUCGACAAAGUGGUAUUGACAAACUUGCGCAGAGACAUGCGCUGAAGCUAGUGUUGUUAUAUAAUAGUGUACAAUAAAAAACCAGGAAGUUUAUAAUUAUAUUCGUGAUAUAUAACAUAUCUCAUCAGCUUGUCUAUGGCUUAACGUAUGUACAUGUUGAAUUUAAAUAACUGUUGUUAAUUUAUUCUCGGAACUUUUUAACCAAUGUAAGAAUAGAACAGUGCUUGUUCAUCUGACAAAUGUUAACCUCUGCCCCCCCCCUCUCUCCCCCAGUAUGUGCCAAUAUGGAGACUAUGAUAUAUAAUAUACAGGAUAAUGUUGUAUAGUUUAUAGACACUUGUUAUGUACAGAGUAAUAUGGAUCAUUGUGGUUCAGUCAAACUGAUACAUAAUUACUACUUGGCGAAAAUUGGUUGGACUUCACGCUUUGUUCAAUGUCAUUCUUCAUUUAAAACCCCCUUAUGGACAUGUAAUCAUUCUGGUUCAGUUGAAUUGAACAGCAUGACGUGACUAUGACUGAAAGAAAAAAAAACCUUUUUGAAUUCUGUUUUUCGAUAUCUACGACUUCAUGCUUUGUUCGAAGUCGUUUUUCAUUUAAAACCCCUCAUGGACAUUGUAGUGUAACAUAAUCAUUAUGGUUCGGUUGAAUUGAACAGCAUGACGUGACUAUGACUAAAAGAAAAAUAAACUUUUGAAUUAUGUUUGGCGAUAUGUACGACUUUCUUUGUUCAAUGUCUUUAUUUUUCAUUUAAAACCCCUCAUGUACACUAUAGAGUAAUUUGAAUGAUGGUCAUUCUGGUUCAGUUGAAUUGAACAGCAUGACAUGAAUACAUGUAUGACUGGAAAAAAUCUCUAAAAUUCUGUUUGGCGAUAUAUAGGACUUUACGCUUUGUUAAAUGUCUUUUUUCAUUUAUUUUCUUUUGUAAAUAUAUGUACUCUCUGUGGAACAGAAAUAAGUUAAAAUAUAUAUAGACUGCCACAGUCUCACUUCAAGUACACAGCGGCGUGCUCGGCUGUAUCUUGAACAUAUACAGCGUUAGUUGUAACUCAGAAUCCGAGUUGAAGAAAAAUUGUACUAAAUUUGUAUAUUGUACCUAAAAAUAAAAAGCCAAGAAACGA